AUGGCCCGAUCUCGAAGCAAAGGCAGCAGCCUCCUCCCCCUCAUUCUCCUCCUCAUUUUCGUCGCUGUCAUUGCCGUUGUCGGAUAUAUCGUCUACAGCAUCAUGCAAGAUGUGAGCAAGAACACCCGAGCCAAGAUGGAAAGGAAAAAUAUCGCCUUUACCAAAGACGGCAUGAAGGUCCAAGUCCGAGAGGUUCGAGACGAGCAGUACAAGGACAAGACACAGAGUGUCUUGGUCAAUAUGUGGAAUCAUACCAAUUUCCCAGCCUACAAGAGUCGUCUGUGGGGUAGUCCGGGCCAAGAAGCCAAGCGCAGGUCGUGA
Molecule: messenger RNA, 321 nt
Organism: Penicillium oxalicum
Lineage: Eukaryota; Fungi; Ascomycota; Eurotiomycetes; Eurotiales; Aspergillaceae
Exons: 2
Coding region: 1-321 (106 amino acids)
Source: RefSeq, a predicted model, not a curated record